This is a messenger RNA of Seminavis robusta, 1477 nucleotides long. Lineage: Eukaryota; Bacillariophyta; Bacillariophyceae; Naviculales; Naviculaceae. The record is from the annotation of a GenBank genome assembly.
UACCGGUACUAGCUAGCUCCAAUGGCUUCUCCAACGUUAUUCAGUCGUUACUAUGAUGUCAUCAUAGGUCAUUCUCGCUGGGAUUUGCCCCACCCAAGGAUCUUCAAUCUUUCUCAAUCCUUCUGCCUCCACCAAGCGAAUGCUUGCUUGUGGGCUUGUGGGCACACUGCUGCUCUAUUGCAUACUGGCAGGGACAGUUCGGCGACGACCGAGGUCACUGACUUUGUCCUUUAUUCAGGAUUGUUCCAUUGAAAUAUUAGUAUAUAGCAGCAACCAAUGGAUGCGGCAAAAGGAGUAACGAACGGCGUCAAGGGCGCCUUCAAGUCGGAUGCCAGGAAGGAAUCCAACAAGAAGUUCCAUGAGUUGGAUAAAGACAAAAGCGGGACAGCAUGCAAAGAUGAGAUUGCCGAGUUUGUUGCUUCCAACCACAAUUUAUGGGCCAUGUUAAGUGUUACCCUGGACCGAAGCGAAGAGUCUUGUCAAGACGCCGCAACCCGAGUCGCAAUGGAGCUAGCCAGUGGUCUCAAGGGCGAUGAAGCCCUCAAGGCAGAGUUGACCAAAGAACAAUUUCAUAAAUUCCGCAAACACUACAUGCUGGAUCCGGAGGGAUCACAAGAGUUCUUUCAAAGGGCCGUAUUCGCCAGCUUUGAUUUGGACAACAAUUCGCUAUUGGACGAGGAUGAGCUGGACCAACUCCUGGAUACCUUUUACAAAUCUGGCAGCAUCUUCAAGGGCGAUGUGCGGCUACCAGAAAAGGAGGCGCUCAAAGAGAGGAUUUUGCAAAAGCUCGACACCAAUCACGACAAACGACUUUCCUUUGCGCGCAUUCGAGGAAUCAUUAGUGGAACGGCCAUUCCCGACUUUGAGUAAGGCAUUGGAUUGACUUGACUUGACUUGACUCUUUUGGCUUCCGCGUAAUAUGCUUCUGCGCAGUCAACGGUACCAAAUAUUCAUCUGCCUUCACGCCGUGCUCUACAAUGGUACGCAUCUGAGAAGAAGCAUGAAGCUACUACACCUAUAUUAGUUUGAAACGUUUUCAUUCAGAAAUAAAUUCUACAGGAUCUUGACUUGGAUGUUUCUUUCGAUAUUUUGCUUGUUGUAACCCCGAUGGAUUCAUUAUCUGUGUUGGUGCCACCUUUCGAUACAGUCCAGUGCGGUACCGUACCGUACGAGCUUUCACGUCUCCUACAAAGCAAUAGUGUCCUAUACAAGGUUCCCACGGAGGCUGCCAAGCCGGUUACUGACCAAAUCAAGGUGGCCGGGCACCUCUAGGGUAUCGCUGACCCGCUUGUCAUUUCAUUUCGAUUCUUUGCCCACGCUGUGGUACCUAGCUAGCGCAAGACACCAGGAACCCUGUCACACAGCGUCGAAUCCAAGCCAGUGGACUUGAGCAGCAAGACGUCUACCGCGUAGAUCUGGCAAAUGUCGGCAAUCAUUUCAUCUGUCAAGAUGGAAGCAUAUAGAUAGUAGCCAUGGG